Molecule: messenger RNA, 1281 nt
Organism: Arachis duranensis
Lineage: Eukaryota; Viridiplantae; Streptophyta; Magnoliopsida; Fabales; Fabaceae
Exons: 1
Coding region: 1-1281 (426 amino acids)
Source: RefSeq, a predicted model, not a curated record
AUGCCUACGGUGAGACCAUCCGUUUCGCUGGUAGCAUCCCCUUCAUUCGCGGCUGAUUUAGAUCAAACGGAGGUUGUUGGUUAUGUACCUUUGGAGAAUGCAGGGGUCUUUGAGCAGGUGUAUGAAGUGGGCACCGGUGGUGGUUUGCUACCUGAUAUGCAAGGUUUUGGAGAACCUGAUCGAGUAGAGAAUACAAUGUGUGACGAUGACUCUGACCAGGAGCCUGUAGAUAUCAUUGGGGAAAGCGAUGAUGACACAGGUGCCAAUCCACAUGCACAGCAUGGGCCUUCAAGUUCUGGCACUCAGCAGUACCCUCCACACUUCUCCACACUAAACUUGGAGGCUCUGGGUCUACAGGUGGACUGUGGUCCUACAGUUGGGGGAUCUUUUACAGAAUUUCAGAUUGGGCAAUCAUUCCAGAAUAAAGAUGAGGCUGUACUGAGUGUGAAGGACUAUAGCAUCCGCCGAGGUGUUGAGUACAGAGUCAUCGAAUCAGAUCAUCUUAAGUAUCAUGGAAAAUGCAAGGAGUUCAGCAAGGGUUGUACUUGGUUGAUUCGCGUAGCGCUGCGUGCACGAAAGGGCACUUGGGAGGUUAGGAGGUACAACGGGCCACACACUUACUUGGCAACCUCUAUUUCUAGUGAUCACCGUCAGUUGGAUUACCACGUUAUAUGUGCGAGGAUUCUUCCGUUGGUUAGGGCAGAUUCUGCGAUGACAGCAAAGGUAUUGCAACAAGCUACAAAAGCCGAUUACGGUUUCAAGCCUAGUUACAGGAAGGUUUGGAUGGCGAAGCAGAAGGCAGUGGCACAAAUAUAUGGAGAUUGGAAAGAGUCGUAUGCGGAAUUGCCACGUUGGAUGCUAGGGGUACAGUCAAUCAUGCCUGGGACAGUUUCUGUGUUGAAGACCUCUCCUAUUCGGCUUGGGGGUGAGGCUGAUGAGUCCACGGUGUACUUUCAUCGACUUUUCUGGACAUUUCUACCCUGUAUCGAGGCAUUCCGGCAUUGUAAGCCCCUCGUGAGUAUUGACGGUACCCACUUGUAUGGCAAGUAUGGAGGGACGCUGCUGCUGGCGAUAGCGCAGGAUGGAAACUCGAACAUCCUCCCGAUAGCCUUCGCCCUUGUGAAGGGAGAAAACACAGAGUCAUGGUCAUUCUUCUUGUCCAACCUACGAGCGCAUGUGACGCCACAGGAGGGUAUCCUUGUUAUCUCUGACAGGCAUAAUGGCAUCAAGGCAGGACUUGAGGCCCCUGGGACUGGAUGGCUGCCUCCACGUGCUUUUUGA